Arctia plantaginis is the source of this 1389-nucleotide messenger RNA. The record is from the annotation of a GenBank genome assembly. NCBI's taxonomy places the organism in Eukaryota, Metazoa, Arthropoda, Insecta, Lepidoptera, Erebidae.
AUGAUUGAAGAAUCAGAACUAAAUAUACUAGUGUCCAAUGUCAUAAGUGAGAACCGAUACAGCCAUUGUAGGUUAUGCCUAAAGAAAAUUCAAGACCAUUAUGUUCGUCUUCAGGAUUGUGUUUCGAUAGAUGCUAAUCGUGGCUACUUCCAGGUGCUUUCGGAAGUUUUGGCUGAACUUUUAGGCCCUGAGAUAUCUGAAGAUAUUGUAGGGUUGGAUGCUGUAUGUAUGGAGUGUGUGGACAAAACUCUUGAAACUCAGAAAUUUCUUUUAAAUUGUAGAAAUGCUACAACAGUUCUUCACAAUAUAUUUGACAAUCUCACAAACACUUUGAAUAUUGAUAUUGAAAAUCCAAACACAGAUCAUAGUCUUUAUAUAACCGUUGCAGAGUUUGAAUCUAAGCUCAUAUUAACUAAAAAUGAUGAUAAAAGUAAACCUGUUACACCUCAAUCGGAAGUUUUUACUUGCACAGAAUGUUUCGAAGAGGUUGAUGAUAUCAUUGAUCUUAAAGUUCACAAUUUGACAACACAUUUUACCUUCACUUGCGAUAAAUGCUUAUUUACUUCAGCUGAUGAUGCUGAACUAACCAGUCACCAGAACAGUGAGCAAAUGUUUACAUGUGAUUACUGUGAUACACGCAGAUGCACAAGAGACAGCCUCAGAGUACACCAGGAUAACGCUCAUGAGUUGUAUGUGUGCAAAGACUGUGGAAAAGCCUUUACAGGUUUGGAAAAGCUCCAAGCACAUGAACAUAAACACUUGUCCAAAAGCGAGUGUCCAAAAUGUGGAAAAAGUUAUAACACAAAAGAGUUUUUCUUAAAACAUGUCAAGUUGUGUAUGGAAGACUUAUUAGAUCCUCACCCGAUGAGAAGUAAAAUUGAAAAGACAUAUUUUUGUGACAAAUGUGGUAAAGGUUACAGUACCCCUGGGGGUCUGAGAGUUCACCAUAGAUUUGUGCAUGGUAAUGCUAAACCACAUGUAUGCAAAUUUUGCAACAAGCAGUUUACUGCUCCUAGUUACUUAAAAGUUCACAUGGUAAAGCACACAGGCGAAAAGAACUUCAAAUGUGACAUCUGUACUCGAAAAUUUGUGUCCAAAGAGGCUUUACUGUAUCAUACAAGAAGGCAUACCGGUGAAAAACCUUAUAGCUGCACCAUGUGUGAUGAAAAGUUUGUCAAUUCUUCAGCCAGAGCUGAACAUAUAAAGUUCAAACAUGUUGGGCCUACAUUAAUGUGCGAAAUAUGCUCCCGCAAGUUUGUCACAGCAACAUUCUUAAGACAGCAUAUGAAGAAACACCAUGAUCCUUCUAAUAAAUUGUAUACUGGCAGAAGUUUGAUUCCACCUAAUGUGCCAGCUGUUGAAAAUAUGCGUGUUAGGUUUAUUGACUGA